CAUCAUCCCAAUAGACGCGAUUUAUCGGCCAGUUCCUCAUCGCUUGGUAUAGUUCAAGCUCCAUUGGCCUCAUCAAAGCAUCCUCCAUCUGCUGCAGCUCUCGAGACACAGUGGAGGAGUGUUUUUCUGGUUAAAAUGUCUCUUGUCUUGUUGUUGCCUGCAUGGGCUCCCCGCUCUACCCUGCUUUAUUAUCAACAUACGGACCUGUUUACACCAGGACCUUCGUUUCCUUCUUUGAUGGAUGACGCGGCGGCACUCGAAAACAAAUGCAAAGCAAAAGGUUUGAAAAUCACGGGCCUUGAGCCCUCACGGGGCGUUUUUGGUCGGUUUCUUGGACCUUCGAAUCACCCCAAGCCUCCGCCGGGAACCAUGCAUCUGGACCCCUCCCCUUGGAUGUUAUACGAGAUUUUAACACCCGACGCAUUUUGCCCUCGUCUGCGUCGCUACUGAUGACCGCCUUCAGAUUCGGGGACGCAGCAUGAAGGAUUCAAAGAGCUCACGAGGGGCGGGGAGGGGGGCUAGAAGUUCAUGACAAAGGCUCCUGACGCUCGAAUGUGUGCUGUUCGAGGAAUUGGAUCGACUGCCAGAGAGUCUUAUAUAGGCAGUCAUCACUUUAAGCACCGCCGGACCUUGUUCAGUAUCAACAUGUCGACAUUAGCC
Molecule: messenger RNA, 660 nt
Organism: Sodiomyces alkalinus F11
Lineage: Eukaryota; Fungi; Ascomycota; Sordariomycetes; Glomerellales; Plectosphaerellaceae
Exons: 1
Coding region: 136-450 (104 amino acids)
Source: RefSeq, a predicted model, not a curated record